Vigna umbellata (rice bean) is the source of this 3774-nucleotide messenger RNA. The record is from RefSeq and is a predicted model, not a curated record. NCBI's taxonomy places the organism in Eukaryota, Viridiplantae, Streptophyta, Magnoliopsida, Fabales, Fabaceae.
CAAUUUUCACAAUAUUCACUCGUUAUCUUUUGUCAGUCCUUCAUUCACGUAACUUAGCUGCACUUCCAAUUUUCUCAAUCCUUUCUUCUCCUCAAUUUGGCCACUUCCUUCCCAACCAUGCCUGUCCUUGAAACACUUGGUGGUGCUCUUUUUGGUGCUGUUCUUCAGGUGCUAUUUGACAAGCUCGAUUCUCAUCAAGUUCUCGGCUUCUUUCGUGGGAGAAAUCUUGAUGAGAAGCUACUGAAAAAGUUAAAGAGGAAGCUGAUGGACGUCAAUUCUGUGAUAGAUGAUGCAGAACAAAAGCAGUUCACUAAUUCAUUGGUCAAAGAAUGGCUUGAUGAGGUUAGAGACGUCUUGUAUGAUGCAGAGGAUCUGCUAGAGCAAAUAGACUAUGAAUUCUCCAAGACAAAAUUGGAAGCUGAAUUCCAAACCAGCUCUAGCAAGGUACACAAUUUUGAAUCCAAGAUCAUAGCACUCCUUGAUGAUCUAGAAUCUCUUUUGAACCAAAAGAUUGUUAAAGAUUACAAAAUUUAUAGUGGCGUUAGAUCUGGGUUGGGUAAUAAGGUGGCGGAGAAAAAAGUUGAGUCAACGUCGUUGGUGGCUGAAGAGGUUAUUUAUGGCAGAAAUGAGGACAAAGAAAUUAUCUUUACUUGGCUGAGAUCUGACACUAAUGAUAAUAAGCUGUCUAUACUUUCUAUUGUGGGUAUGGGUGGGAUGGGUAAGACCACACUUGCUCAACAUGUAUACAAUGAUCCAAAGACAGAGGAAGCUAAAUUUGAAGAAAAAGCUUGGGUUUGCGUUUCUGAUGCAUUUGAUGCUUUGAGAGUAUCCAAAGCAAUUAUUGGAUCUUUCACUAACUCAAGAGAUGACAGUGGAGACCUAGAAAUGGUUCAUGGAAAAUUGAAAACAAGGUUGUUUGGAAAGAAGUUUCUUCUUGUUCUGGAUGAUGUUUGGAACGAAGACCGAAACCAAUGGAAAGCAUUACAAACUCCUCUUACGUUUGGAGCUAAAGGAAGUAAAAUUCUAGUCACAACACGCAGUCACAAAGUUGCUUCUAUCAUGCAGUCAACCUACAUACUCCAACUAAAGCAAUUAGAUGAAGAUCACAGCUGGCAAACUUUUGCUAAACAUGCAUUCCAAGAUGAAAACUCUAAGUUGAAUUCUGAGUUAAAGGAGAUUGGCAUGAAGAUAGUUGAAAAGUGCCAAGGAUUACCUCUGGCCCUUGAAACAAUAGGAUGUGUUUUACAGUCAAAGUCAUCCGUUUCAGAGUGGGAAGGUGUAUUGACAAGCGAGAUAUGGGACUUAACAAUAGAAGAUAGUAAAAUCGUCCCUACUUUGUUGUUGAGCUAUUACCAUCUUCCUUCUCAUCUCAAGAGAUGUUUUGCUUAUUGUGCAUUAUUCCCCAAAGACCAUAGGUUUGACAAAGAGAGCUUAAUUUUGUUAUGGAUGGCUCAAAAUUUUCUACAUUGCUCUCAACAAAGCAAGUCUCCAGAAGAAGUAGGUGAAGACUACUUCAAUGAUCUAGUAUCAAGGUCAUUCUUUAAACAAAUAACUUGGGACAAGGAAAUAUAUUUUGUCAUGCACGACCUUCUGAAUGAUUUAGCAAAAUAUGUUUCAGGUGAAAUCUGCUACAGGUUAGGUGUUGAUGGUGAAAAAGGAGUAUCAAGGAAAACCCGUCAUAUAUCAUAUGUAAGCGAUCCUAUUCAAGAUUAUACGAGUUUACGUGAUGCUACACGGUUACGAACAUUUAUAACUUUUGGGUGGCGUCGUGAGCUGCCAAUAGAAGAGUUAAUCCCCAACUUUAAGUUCAUACGGGUCUUAUCAUUGAGGUUGUGUUUUGAGGUGCCUGACACAAUAGGCGAUCUUAUACAUCUCCGUUCGUUGGAUUUUUCGGGUAGCGCCAUACGCAGACUUCCUGACUCAAUCUGUUCACUCUAUAACUUGCAAGAAUUGAAACUAAAUAAUUGUUUCAAAUUGAAGGAGCUGCCCUUGACUUUGCAUGAGCUUACCAAUUUGCGCCGCCUAGAACUUAUGGGAACUACUUUAACGAAGGGUCCAAUCGGUUUAGGAAAGUUGAAGAAUCUUCACGUGUGGAUAAACAAUUUUGCGGUUGGAAAAAGUAGUGAGUUCAGUAUUCAACAGUUAGGAGAACUUCAUUUUCAUGGAGAGCAGCUGUCAAUUCAAAAUCUUGAAAAUAUCUCAAAUCCGUAUGAGACGAAUUUGAAGAAUGAAACACAUAUUGUGACGCUGAGCUUACAAUGGAAUUUAGCGCGGAACAAUGACGAUUCGGUAAAAGAAAGAGAAGUACUUGAGAAUCUGCAACCUUCCAUACAUUUGAAGCACUUAUCAAUCGAUGGCUAUGGUGGCACACAAUUUCCCCGUUGGUUAUCCAAUAAUUCUCUAUCGAAUGUGGUGUCCUUAACCUUGAAUAACUGUAAACAUUGCCUAUGGUUGCCUUGCCUUGGACUUUUGACAUUUCUGAAGAACUUGAGAAUUGAUGGCCUUGAUUGGAUAGGAAGGAUAGAUGCUGAUUUCUACGGGGAUAGCUCUUCUGCAUUUGCAUCCUUGAAAAGGUUGAGCUUUAUUGAUAUGAAGGAAUGGGAAGAAUGGCAGUGCGUGACGGGUGCUUUUCCAAGUCUUAAAAGUCUUUUUCUGGCGAAUUGUCCCAAGCUGAAAGAAUUGCCAAACAUACUUUGUCAUUUAAAGAAAUUUAUUAUACACGAAUGCGGCCAACUUGGGGCUCCGAUCACCAGGGCCGUCGAGAUUCAAUGUGUGAAUACGAGGCCAAACAUAUUUGAUACCCUUGAAUACUUGCCUUUUUCUUUUGGUCCAGGCAUCAGUAUUCCCAUUAGCAAUUGGUACCAUUCCCUUGUAGAAUUGCGUAUCAGAGAUGAUUGUGACUCUCUCACUACCUUUCCUUUAGAUUUGUUCCCAAAACUCCGCGACCUUUGUUUAUCCGGGUGUCGCAAUCUACAGAUGAUAUCGCAGGGGCACCCUCACAAUCGUUUGGAGAAUUUGUUCAUUGAUCAAUGCUCUGAAUUUGAAUCAUUUCCCAAUGAAGGAUUAUUUGCACCUCAGCUAGUGUCAUUGAUUAUUGCAGGAUUGGAGAAAUUGAAGUCAAUGCCUAAAUGCAUGUCUGCCCUUCUUCCAUCUCUUAAUAAUCUGUACAUAAGCAAUUGUCCAGCGCUGGAGUUGUCCGAGGAAUGUUUGCCAUCAAAUGUAAAAGAAAUGUUUGUCGAGAAUUGCUCCAAAGUUCUGGCCUCCCUAAAGGGCGCUUGGGGAACCAACCCUUCCUUAAUAGUCUUGAGAAUUGGCAAGGUGGAUUUGGAGUGUUUUCCGGGUGAAGGUUUGCUCCCACUUUCUCUUGGUCGUCUAGAAAUAUAUGAUUGUCCAAAUCUUAAGAAACUGGACUACAGGGGUCUCUGUCACCUCUCCUCUCUUCGGAUAUUGAUUCUUCGUAACUGUCCUGUACUCCAAUGCUUGCCAGAGGAGGGUCUACCAAAAUCCAUUUCAGACCUCGCAAUUUGUGAUUGUUUAUUGCUCAAACAGCGGUGCCAGAAACAAGAAAGUGAAGAUUGGGAAAAGAUUGCUCACAUUAAAUCCAUAUCGAUUGAUGAUUACUAAGUACAAAAGAUAUAAGUGGAAAGACAAGUAUACCAAUGCACCAGUUCUCAUAUGCCUACAUUUGUCGUCUGCUUCCUCAGGUUCUCCUCACUAUCUUUGAAACAUUUCACUCUUAUUUAGUGCAAAUAUUUUAAUAUCGAAUACACCAUU